Messenger RNA from Diospyros lotus (date-plum), 2989 nucleotides. Its product is annotated as meiosis-specific protein ASY3. Bases 584 to 2989 code for a protein of 801 amino acids. The record is from RefSeq and is a predicted model, not a curated record. Gene Ontology annotation, biological process: meiotic cell cycle. NCBI's taxonomy places the organism in Eukaryota, Viridiplantae, Streptophyta, Magnoliopsida, Ericales, Ebenaceae. The transcript has 11 exons.
UGUCGAAUUUUCUAGAAUUUUUGUUAGUUAACACUUUAUACACUUAAUAAUUUAAUUUAAAUGUGGACUGGUUAAGUCAAUCGAUCAGUCAUUCAAAAUUUCUUAAUUUAAUUAAAUAAAAAUGUUUAGUUAACUAGAUCAAAAAAGUGUUACAAAUAAAUGACAGGGCCAGGCCACCCAUACAUACAUACAUGCAUACGCGCAAUAUACCAAUAAGUUAAGCUGAAGGGCAAAAUCGUCUUUGACAACACUCGGCUCGGCGAGCUCCUUGGAAUGGCCCGUUGUAUAUAAGUUAAGUAGUAGUAAUUGAAAUUUGUGGGCCUGGCCUUAUUUGUUUGUGCUUCUUUCCCUUUUUCCCGCCUAUUCAUUUCUGCAAAUCUUCCUCGCCACGAAACUCCUCUCCAUUGUUUCUGAAAGCUUCGAUUCAGCAAAAUUGGGAUAUUAUUAUUCAGGUUGCUCCGUCAUCUCCCCUCACAGCAUUUCAGUUCUAGCCUCGUCUUGUCGAUUCUCAAAUCUUCGAAAGUUUUUGUGGUCCUAGCUGCUGUUGUAUUGGUCUCCUGUUCACUCAGCUAAAUUUGCGAGAAUGGAGACUGAUCGAUUAAGGAACUCACAAGAUGGUCCCCGUAAUGAUUCUCGAAGUUUUGGCAGCAACUGUCAUCCGUAUAGCCAAUCCAGGAAAAUGUCGAUAGGAGUCAUCGUAGAUUCCUCAAUGAAAACACGACCCAAAACUACGAAGGCAGAUGAGGCUGGAGUACCAAUUGCAGAAGAGGUCUUUAUCAAGGCAAACUCCAUUGAUGUGGGAAAUAAUGCGGGAGGGAACGAUGCUACUAUUAUUGGAAAACAGGCUGAGGCUCCAGAGCAUGGGACAUCCCCAUGGGUCUCUACAAGAUCCUUCCACCAGAGAAGCCCAACUUCAGAUACCAUUCGUUUUGCAAAACUAACCAUGAACUUGCCAACUGAUGGCAGCAUGCCCAAUACAUCUAAUGGAGUAAAUGCAGCAGCAAGAAAAUAUUCUCUUCAGUCUUUUGGAAACCAAAUGGCAGUUUUACAGUCUGGUGAUGACAAUCAAAAGAAUUUUGAUCGGUUCUCAUUGAGAAGUGGAGGCAAGGAUGAAAUCAAAGAGAGGGAGGACAAAUGUUUGCCUUCAACUGUGCAGGAAACACUUGUGCCCAAAAAAGAAGAGGUGGUAGGUAAAACAACUGCAACUGUACCAGAUGACAGGAGGGAAGCUUUGAGAAUGAAACUUUGGGAUAUACUGGGGUCGGUUUCUUCGCCAAACAAGAAAAUUUCUCAGGCUCCUCAGUUAGGCUUAAAAGACUUAAACCUGGAGCACAACCACAGUAAAGAAAGUAAACUUGUCGUCAAGCUGCGGCAGAAUUCUGACACCAUAGAGACUGAUUCCGAAAGUCUUGAUCAUUCUCUUAGACGACCAGUUACUCGUUCUUUGACCAGGAAAAGAUCCUCAAAUAAAUUGCAGAGAAAUAAAAUUGGGAAUGUACCAUCUUCUACUUACACAUUGAAGCACCCAGAUAAGAAUAUUUUCUCUUUUGAAGAAGGAUUUUCUAAAAGAUCAGUUCCUAAUCCAAAGUCCCGUAGAAAGAAAAGUGAGAGAAAGGUUUUCAAAAUUGAGGCACAUAGGAUGUACGUUCCUUGUACGGACUGUGGAGAUGAGAUUGAGAAGACAACUGAUACAAGUAAAAAGACCAUGCCAGCUAGGAGGCAAUUGUCACUUGUCAAUAGAAUGGGAAGUUUUCAUAAUUUCCCUGCUGAGAACAGCAAUGAGUUUGUUAAUCCAGAUAAUCAAAUCAAGAAAAAAGAUCCCCUUCUCUUACCAGCAACAAAAAUGACAGAUCCACCGGAUAAGGUUAAGAAUUCAUCAUUCCGAGAAAAUUGGGGCAAGCAAGAUGAUUUGGCUAAUUCACCUCUAAAGAACACUGUGGACUCAGACUUGGGCAUCCAGAGCCCAACAUUUGAGAUUAGAACACCUUCCAAAAGCCAUUCUCCUAGCUUCCCAGCAACAAUGAAUGGCAAAAAUCUGAAUGAUCAAAGUCCUGGACAUUGUAGCUUCAAUAGCUUGUUAACCGCAAAACUAGAUUGUUGUAGGACAAAUAUGGGGAUGGAAUCUUUUGAUAAUGCAGAAGAAGAUUCUCCUUUCAUGAGAUCAGAGCCUGAAAUGGAAAGGAAAGAUGCAGAAAACAGUCUGUCUAAUUUGUCUUCAGAAGAAAGGGAUUCCAAGAGCUCUAAAGAAGAUUCACCUAUUAUUGAAGGUUAUAAAGGCAGGAGAACAGAAGUGCUGUCUCCAGAAAUUGGUGAUGCUGGGGAGCCAAAAAUUUUCAUUGAUAGGACUAUAAGGCUUUGGAGACAAGAAGAUAUCAAGUUCACUGAGUUCAGUCCCAUCCCAGCCUCCCCAAAAGGCACUCCUCCACUAAAUUCUAUAUGGACUGAGGACAAUAAUGAUCUCCAGGAACCUUCGUGCCAGAAUCAAGACGAUGAAAUGGCCAAAGCCAUCACUCUAAUUGCUUUGGCUUUACAACGAAUUAAAAGCAAAAUCAAGUCAGUGACUAUAAAGAAAUCUGCCGAAGUUCUAACAUCUGCUGCUGAGGGAAUAUAUUUGCAGCUUCAGAGUACUGAAUCUCAGAUUCAAAGUGAUGUGGGGAAGCUAACAGGGGUUAGCAAAUCAAAAAGAAAACGUUUAGAAGCUGAAUUUGAAGCGCAACAAGAACAACUGAAACUCUUACAUUCAAAGUUCAAAACAGAAAUUAAUCAACUGCUCCAGGAAUACAGGCACACAGUUGAAGGGCUGGAAGCACAGAGGAUAGAGCUUAAAGGAUCUGUAGAGAAGCAAAAAGCAUCACAGAAAAAGCUUCUCAAGCAAGCAGAAGAAGCAAUAGACACCCAACUUACUGAUGCUGAAAAAAGAAUAACUGCUGUCCAUAAGGCAAGUUCCUUUUUCUUAUUAUUUGAAUUGGAGUAUGUCUUGGUUUGUUAG